AUGGGUACAAAAGAGGGACAUGAGCCGUCUGACAUCGUUGACCCGGAUGUCACCAUCGCUGCAGAGGCAUUGAACCCAGAGAAUUCAUUUGGCAUCCACAGGAGAGGAGCAGUGAUGAGGGGACUUAAUCUGAAGCCCUCACGGGUUUUCCAGACAGCGUCUCUCCUCUUGGAGUCGCAAAGCAUAAGUCAAGCGCCGCCAUGGUUCAAGACUAUCGGAUCAAUUCCACCAGGAGAGAUAAUGACUCGAACCCAACCUGUCCAGCAUCGGGAUUCCAAUCGCAAAUCUCGAACACGCAAGCCGAGCAAGAUGUUUAAACCACAAUUGAUCGAGUAUGAAGAGGAUCGAUUACGACGGGAAUUUUAUCGCGAUCACCCCUGGGAAUUAGCAAGACCGAGGAUUGUACUGGAGAACGACGGGAAGGACGCGCAGAAGUGUGAUUGGAGCAGGAUACAACAACCUGGAAGACCCCUAACUGGUGAGAGUGUCAUACAAAGACAGCUUUGGUUACUAAACAACGUGCCUGGUAUGAGCAAUGCCCAAGCAUAUGAUGUUGCGCGAAGGGAAUUUUAUGCGUUGAGGCACGAGGAAGAGGUUGAACGGCGGAUAGCACGAGAAGAGGCAUCGUGGACUGGAGCGUACUUUGGAAAGAGCGCCAUAGAUGUUGGCAUGGAGCUGGAAGACAAAACGUAUGAGUCUUGGAAGGCAUGGGCCACAAGGGAAGCGGAGGCCAUUGACUUGCAGAGGAAUGCUGCCUACACUGGCUUAGGAACCGGCAGCGAGGAAGAAGAGGUAGAGACGGAAGUGGACGCUGCCGAAGAGCCAGCACUGCCAUGA
This is a messenger RNA of Hyaloscypha bicolor E, 837 nucleotides long. Its product is annotated as mitochondrial ribosomal protein. The record is from RefSeq and is a predicted model, not a curated record. Gene Ontology annotation, molecular function: structural constituent of ribosome. The coding region runs from base 1 to 837 and encodes 278 amino acids. Gene Ontology annotation, cellular component: mitochondrial small ribosomal subunit. The transcript is spliced from 4 exons. NCBI's taxonomy places the organism in Eukaryota, Fungi, Ascomycota, Leotiomycetes, Helotiales, Hyaloscyphaceae.